AUGCCAGUCUGCCACGCUUUCGAGCAUAUCGAUUUCAGUACAGGAGCUCCCCGCCACGUCGUUGCAGCUAUAACUACUGCCGGUACCUACUACCUCCGUGCCGGUCUGCGCUCUGCUACAGCUGCCGUUUCCGUGGCAGCGAGGAGGCCCGUCGGUAUCCUUCCCGGUCACGACAGCUCGCUGUCGAAGCGAUCCACAUCGCCGUCGUCCUGGCGUUUCUGCAUGCUUCUGCCGUCUCGCUUUUUGGCAAGGCAGAGGACACAGCCUCAGCAGCGAAAGCUUGUGCUACAGCCGCCGCCGCCGCCACCGCCGCCGCAGCAGCAGCAGCGGCGGAUGGCUGUGCUAGGGGCAAACAUUUUGCCGGGCGCACCGCGGCGGUUGUUGUCGGCAAAAUUGUCGCCCUCACCUUUGCCACUUCUGCCAUCUUCCAUGUCAACCGCCUCGUCGCCAGCACCCGCUGGUUCCUCUUCUACGCCGUGCUCGGUGUGCAUCCAUGUGGAGGUGAUACCGCCGCCGCCGCCGUCGCCGUCGCCUCCGCCACUGGGGCAGCUGCUGCUGCGCGGCCGUAGCGCAUUGCGGCCAGACCCGCCCUCCCUGAGUCGUCAGAGUUGCGAUGACCUGGCGAGCCGGAUCGCCACUUUCCUGAAUGGCAUUCCAUCGCGCACUGACUAUUACAAUUACAACUACUAUGAUGACGACGGCUACAGCCACGGCAGUUUGGAUAAUGGCAACGCCAACGCCUCUGCCCCAGGUAUUACGCUGCGACAGCAGUUUCGCUUGGAGAGCUGUGAUGCGUCUUCCUUGCGUGUGUGCGGUUCAUACAACAAUCCGGAAGGGGUUGAUUCUCGAGCGGUGGCGGUGUGGAGCUUCCGGCUAGGUGAUUUCCUCCAGGAGUUGCUGAUGGGCCUUCCAGCCCGGGUGCUCUCAACCUCUGAGGCCUCGGGGUCGUCAGCCUGCGAGUCACGCGGGGGCCAGCUGGCAGGAUACACGUUGAGGGCAUACGGGCAACCUGUAUCUGGGGGCAGCGAUGGCAGCGACUCAUCUUGCAUCGGUUUUAAGGAAAUGGGGAACCCCAGCGGGAGCUCGUGCCCACAGGAGGCCAGAGUCUCCUUCCAGCUGCAGCUGAUGUACAAAAUCAAGGAUGCCGCCAACAGCAACAACCUGAAGUUGGACUGGUCCCAACAGGUCUGCACCUCUACGGAUAUCAUCUUUUGCACGAGCGUCAACACAACCAGCAACUUUGCGGACUUGAGCGAGAUGCUGGGAAUUGUCCUACCAAGUAUUGUCAAGAAGCUCUGCAACGACAGCGGCGCCCCACUGGCGUCACGUAAAAACAUUCUAUGGUACGGCAGUUAUCCGUUGAUUAGCUCUCAGCCAGUUACGGCAUUGACUUUCAGCAGCUGUUUGAUACCGCCGGCACCACCGCCGUCACGAAACUCCCAGCCGCCGCCAUCGUUGAUGUCGCCCCCUCCCCGGCCUCUGGUCCCCCUGCCGUGCGUGUACGGCUCCAACGCGUCGUCUGUUGGACCACUGAGGCUGCGUCGGGAAGUGCAGAUUGAGUCCAACAUCUCCAUUCAGGGAGUAGCCCUGGGGCGAUCUAUUCCCUGCUUCGCGCUGGAGGUGGCAUCAGACAGCAGCACAACCCCGCCCAAUGCCUGCAACGCCACCCGACUGACCGGCCUCAUAUUCCGGGCCAGUGACACCGCGAAAUCAGCCCUCAAAAGCAUAAUCUUCCGUACAGCGCUGGGGGACAUACAGGCGAAUUCAAGCUCAAUAUGGAAGCUAUGGAACACCCUGCCAGGCAGCAGCAGUACAAACAACAGCAGCAGCAGCAGCAACGUCAGCACCACCGUGCCCGACACGCUGGCUGUCCUGGAACAGUUGAUGGACCCCAAGGACUUCCCAUCGAGGUGGACGGUGGACCAGGUCCGGAGCCAGUCAGCUGUGGGACGAGCUCGCGUGUGUUUGGACAUCGAACCAAAACUGCUCCGGGACUUCUGCAUGGGUGAUACGUGUAUCGUACACCUGUACUACAGCGCGUCGUGCUGCCCGGCGGAUUCAGCCACCUUCCCGGUGACUAGCUGA
Volvox carteri f. nagariensis is the source of this 2085-nucleotide messenger RNA. RefSeq lists its product as uncharacterized. Lineage: Eukaryota; Viridiplantae; Chlorophyta; Chlorophyceae; Chlamydomonadales; Volvocaceae. The record is from RefSeq and is a predicted model, not a curated record. The transcript is spliced from 5 exons. Bases 1 to 2085 code for a protein of 694 amino acids.